Messenger RNA from Phasianus colchicus (ring-necked pheasant), 4062 nucleotides. It is a transcript of the gene SPSB1, whose product is annotated as splA/ryanodine receptor domain and SOCS box containing 1. Gene Ontology annotation, biological process: intracellular signal transduction; proteasome-mediated ubiquitin-dependent protein catabolic process. Lineage: Eukaryota; Metazoa; Chordata; Aves; Galliformes; Phasianidae. The record is from RefSeq and is a predicted model, not a curated record. Gene Ontology annotation, molecular function: protein binding. Gene Ontology annotation, cellular component: SCF ubiquitin ligase complex.
GUCAAUGAGCCUCAGCAGGGCUGUGCAGCAGUACUCUGUUGGUGCAGCUUAUUUUGCUGUCAUGUGGAGAGAAGCUUCUGCUUGUAUUAACUGGUAGAGUUAUGCAGCAUUAUAGCAGCACCUAUAUUAGACCUGCAUGGAUUAUGCUAACAAGCUCUUGACUUUACCAAAGGCUGAUAGACGUGGCUGGCUGUGAAACUUGCUGCUCUGCUCCUCCAUGUUUGCAGGCAUGUGACAAGAGUUAGCAAAUUAAGCUGCUGGUGCAAGAUACAAGUAAGACACCAGUUGCUUUCAGGCAGAGAUGUGUAAUGCCUGCAGAAUGCAAGUGAGUAAAUGUCUGAGAACCAAGGUUACCAAACUGCAGUCACAGCUGCUUUGCUGGUGGUCACCAUAGGAUGGGUUGAUGUCAAGGUGCUGACUCACUUCCAGUUACUACACAGCUUUGAACAACGAAGAUCUUCCCCUGGAGUUACUCCAUGUGAGUAACUGUGACAGCUGCCAGUGUUUCAAUAACUAAUGACUGGGGGUGAAGGUUGGACUGUGUGUAGCCAUCCUUGGUGAGGAUGGGGUAUAUGCUGGAAGAAAAAGUCAAACGCUUAGCAGAGUAUGAGGAAAACCUAGCUUAGCUUCCAAGUAUGUGGAUGGGAAUACUAAGCCAUAUCACCUUUUCAAAUACAAUAAAAAUGGGGGAGGGAUUGCUCACAGGUUAUCAGUUCUGCACUGUAUGUAAUGCUUUGGGAGCACCUGAGCUAGAGUAAGUCAGCAUGCUGGGUUGAGCAGGAAAUUCUCUUCUGGCUGAUCAUUGGGUUGGGUGAAGCAGGGCCAUCCAGCUUUCUGGGUGGGAAGCUGAGUAUGACAGGAGGCUGAAGGAAAUUAAUUCUUGUGCGUGGAAGGGUGCCUUCCUGAGGGAAUUACAGUGAAAAUUAAGAGGGGCAUUAAGUGUAAAACUGAAGUCUAACGUAGAAAUGAGCAAAACAGGUUUUGAACUUGCUUUUUUAAAAACUAGAACCCUGUCAAGUCCAGGUGAGAGGUGCAGCACUGAGAUCUAGAACUUCAGCCUGUCACAAUGCUGUGCUGAGCCAUAAGAGAACACCUGUUUCUGGCGCGUGGGCAAUACUGACUAGUGGACAUCUUGACAAGGUCUCCGAGCAACGUUUUCUGUAGAGCUGAAUGAAAGCAGAAGCAGCUGGGUGAAUUGAUGAGCUUGCCUUGGGAGCCUCUAAGUAGGCAAAAUCAGAACCCACGAUGGGUCAAAAGGUCACAGGUGGGAUAAAGACUGUGGAUAUGAGGGACCCAGUAUACAGACCAUUGAAGCAGGAGCUCCACAGACUUGACUACAGCAAACCCACGCGUCUGGACUUGCUACUGGACAUGCCUCCUGUAUCCUAUGAUGUCCAAUUAUUGCAUUCAUGGAACAAUGAUGAUCGCUCGCUGAAUGUAUUUGUGAAGGAGGAUGAUAAGCUCAUAUUUCACCGGCAUCCGGUGGCUCAGAGCACAGAUGCUAUCAGAGGCAAAGUGGGAUACACACGAGGACUGCAUGUGUGGCAGAUAACGUGGGCGAUGCGGCAGCGAGGCACACAUGCUGUGGUAGGGGUGGCAACAGCAGAUGCCCCUUUGCAUUCUGUAGGGUACACCACACUUGUAGGAAAUAACCAUGAAUCGUGGGGAUGGGACCUUGGGCGCAACAGACUGUACCAUGAUGGCAAGAACCAGCCAAGUAAAACCUAUCCUGCCUUCCUAGAACCAGAUGAAACUUUCAUUGUGCCGGAUUCCUUCCUGGUGGUUCUGGACAUGGAUGAUGGGACGCUGAGUUUUAUUGUAGAUGGGCAAUAUAUGGGUGUUGCCUUUCGGGGACUUAAAGGGAAAAAGCUGUAUCCAGUGGUGAGCGCGGUGUGGGGACACUGUGAAAUAAGGAUGCGCUACUUGAACGGACUUGACCCUGAACCACUGCCUCUGAUGGACUUGUGUCGGCGAGCUGUGAGGCUUGCUCUGGGCAAGGAAAGGCUGAAUGAGAUCCCUACCCUGCCACUGCCAGCCUCCCUCAAGAGUUACCUGCUCUACCAAUGACCUUCAUGUUCUGGGACAGAGAGUUGAAACCAAGGCAAAAUGUCUGGAGCUGACCCACUGGGCAGUGCGUUCGCCACCCUCGUGUCAUUGCUACUGUUGGAAAUCCUUGGCCAAAGUACUCCUGUUACUGCUAAAAAUCUCCAUGUGCCCUUAUUGGCGAGCUCUCGAGUAGUCUUUAUUUUGCGAUGGAGUGUUUUGUUCUUUGGAAGUCACUUCCCCAGCACAGUUUUAAAGAGGAAACUUAACAGAAGCUCUGUGCUUCCCUGCUUCUCCUGAUAAAAGGCUGUACUGCAUCCUUGGGGUCGUAGAGCCUGGGAGUGAGCCCUUCUUCUAUAGCAGUUUAAGGGAAGAGCAUAGUUGGGGGAACGGAAGGCACUAGGAGUGAAUAUCUUAAGACUAGGUGCUAAGAAUGGAAAGGCAUGGGGUGGCCAGUGGAAUUGGGAAGAGUCUGGAAUACCAAGAGGAAAUCAUUGCUGAGUUCUUAAAAACCAAAAAAAAACCCUAACACCAAAACCAAGAACCGUUCCACCAGGAUGCUUUAUUUGGAGGAGGUGGUCAUCAUAUUGCUCGUGUCUGUCUCUGCCAAGACCUCUCACCAUGUUCUAAUGUUACUUCAUAGACUUCAUAGAAAGUGAAUCUUGCUUUCCUGUUUAUCACCAUCACCUUCUCAGUUCUCCUGCUCCAUUCUCUGUCCUGCUGCUUCUGAGUGGCUGUCUCAGCUGAUUGAGCAGCCACCCCAUGUCUUCACCUGCCCUCUUCCUCUUGAAUUAAAGCUGUAGGUUUUAGUUUGGGAUUCCUUGCUGAUGCAGGGACAAAGAAGGGACAAGCGUUUCCUGUAAAGCACUCCUUGGUGAGACAGGCUGGAUGAGCUCUGACACUUGUUAUACAGCUGUAGGUCUUGCUAUCUUAGGUCUGCUUUCUGUUUAGCCUGUUCCAGGUUAAAGCUUUAGAGAAACAUAGUGGUUCUCUAAUGACUUCCAGGAAAUUUUCUUCCUGAAUAGAUUGCUUAGUCACCCAAAUCAGGCUUUCAUCUGCUGUAGACCAUCAGCAUAAUCUCCACUUAGCUAUGCAGCAGGAAUAGUUCUGUUUCUUGCUUAGGGUUGGGGAAGUCAUCCCAGAGAAGGCGGUAGGUAGCAGUGUGACUACAGUAGUGCCAUAGGAAGACCAGGAAUGCAGAAAGUGGUUGCUUCAGAAUGUAACACGUGAGACUUCAAUGGGGUGAUCUUCAGCAAGAAGAGAACCUCUCCAGAGCUGGGGGUUUGGCAGGGGAGAGUUUCAAUAAACAGGACUAGCAAUUCAGGCAAAAUCAGCACAUCCCAAAUAGAUUCUUGCCUCAGUAGCCAGGUGAAGAGAGGAUGACACUCCUUUACUAACAGGAGCUGCUCUCUUGACCUCUCCGCAGGUUACUAUGCUGCCUUUCUGAGGUUAUUUUGCACAUUUCUUUGUCUUGAAAAAAUGUUUGUAUGGUUGGUUUUUUUUGCUCUUGAGUUAUUCCCUCAGUUCUGUGUAGGUACAAAUGAGUUUAGUUGUUGAAAAUGUUAAUAUAUAUAUUUGUGGUGUAUGUAUAAGAACAUGUUUUAAACAGCUGCUGUAGGGUACCUUUUUAAAAUUAAACUACUUGCAUAGUAUAUUUUUAAAGCACAGAAUUGGUGCCAAGACUGGGUGGGGUGUGAUAAGCCCCUUUCUUUUUUAAAUCUAAUAUUUUAUGAUUUUUUUAACAUAGGGGUUUGUACUAGUUUCUGUUGCAGGGUGGGACACAAAUUGCACAAUAAAAUACAGUGUGUAUGGAACUCUACAUGGUUGCCUUCAGCCUGAACCAGUGUCUUCUCUAACUCUUGGGAAGCAGCUGUGUUCUCCCCACUUCUAUUACUCUUACGCUCCUUUGUCUCCAUCUCUUCUCACUUCUCCAUUACAUUUUGUACAGUUUUAAACUCUCACUUCCUAUUUAUGGCUGUAGAUAAUACUCAAUAACCUAAUAAACUUUAUUAAAUAUUG